AUGGCCCCAUCGUCACAUCACUCCGCAUCAUCGUCGUCAGCCUCGUCCUCUUCCGCGACCAUGACCGAACGCGACCCCGAGAGCCAGCAGCCCAAGGGCAACCACAAGGUGAACUAUGUCCGCGGCCUCAUCGACCAGGCCGGCGUCACGGACGCGGUCCUCAACCACCACUACGCAGGCGAGGGCACGACCGAGUCGCCCUACCUCGUCGAGUUCCUGCCCAACGACCCCUACAACCCCAUGGGCUUCAAGCGCUCGCGCAAGUGGUUGAUCACCAUUGUCCAGGCCUUUGCGACGCUCUCCGUCUCCUUUGCCAGUUCCGCCUUCUCGGGCGGCAUCGCCACCGUCCUCUACGACUUUCGCGUCUCGCAGGAGGUCGCCAUCCUGGGCGUCUCCAUGUUCGUCCUCGGCUUCGCCAUUGGGCCCCUCUUCUGGGCGCCCCUCUCCGAGAUGUUCGGCCGCCAGAAGCUCUUCUUCAUCACCUACAUGGCCAUGACGGCCUUUGAGGCCGGUGCCGCCGGCGCGCCCAACAUCGAGACGCUCAUCAUCCUCCGCUUCUUCGCCGGUGCCUUUGGCUCGUCACCCCUGACCAACGCCGGCGGCGUCAUCGCCGACAUGUUCGUCGCCAACGAGCGCGGUAUCGCGACCAGCAUCUUCGCCAUGGCGCCGUUCCUGGGCCCCGCGCUCGGCCCCAUUGCCGGCGGCUUCCUCGGCCAGGCACACGGAUGGCGCUGGGUGCAGGGCAUGAUCACCAUCUUCAACGGUAUUUUGUGGAUCGUGAGCACCGUCACCUACCCGGAGACCUACACGCCCGUCCUGCUGCAGCAGCGCGCCAAGGCGCUGUCCAAGAAGACGGGCAAGGUCUACAUCUCCAAGCUCAACGUCGGCCAGCCCAAGCUGGGCGUCGCCGCCCGCCUCAAGGGCGCACUCCUCCGCCCCUGGAUCCUGCUCUUCGUCGAGCCCAUUGUCCUCAUCACCUCCAUCUACAUGGCCAUCAUCUACGGCACCCUGUACCUGUGCUUCGCCGCCUUCCCCAUCGUCUACCAGCAGGGUCGAGGCUGGAGCCCUGGCAUCGGCGGCCUGGCCUUCAUCGGCCUGGCCGUUGGCAUGACCAUUGCCGUCGUCGGUACCAUUUUUGAUAAUAAGCGCUAUGCCCGCACCGCGGCCAAGCACAACGGCGCGGCACCCCCCGAGGCCCGUCUGCCGCCCGGCCUGGUGGGCUCUAUCCUCAUCCCCGCGGGCAUGUUCUGGUUCGCCUGGACCAACGGUCCCGACAUCCACUGGUCCGUCUCCAUCAUCGGAUCUGGCGUCUUCGGCGCCGGCAUCGUGCUCAUCUUCCUCUCGCUGAUGACCUACCUCAUCGACUCCUACGUCAUCUUCGCUGCCUCAGUGCUGGCCGCCAACUCGGUGCUCCGCUCCCUCUUUGGCGCCGCCUUCCCCCUGUUCACCUCGUACAUGUACGAGGAUCUCGGCAUCCACUGGGCCUCGUCGAUCCCGGCCUUCCUCGCCGUCGCCUGCGUGCCGUUCCCCUUCCUGUUCUACUACUACGGCCACCGCAUCCGCGCCAACGGCAAGUACGCCUCCGAGGCGGCGGCCGUGCUGCAGCGCUUGCGCACCAAGACCGAGGACACCAGCGACACGGGCGCCCACAGCUCUCCAGGCGACUCGACGUCAUUCUACUCUGUGCCCGAAGGCAACUCGACGACCGCGAGCAGCCCCCUCAACAGCGACCCCAGCCCCUACCGCGAGGCGCGACAGUUUGGGUACACCCUGAAGCAGGCCAUCAAGAUAUCGCUGGAGGAGAAAACAUACCUGUCCGGCCUCAACCUCUGCCGCAGUGCGCUCGCUGCUGGCGCCUCGAAACGAAAGAGCCACGCAAAGCCAAGACCCGUCCCCAUCCCGCCGCCCAGGCAUCUGGCCCUCAUCGCGACCCUAGCCGUGCACCCCGAGCAGACCACGCGCGUCGAGAAGGGCAGCCAGACGGCCAUCUCGUCGCAUGCCCUCGACUACCUCCGCAGCCUCCUCCACAUUGUCGGCCCGCUCCAUGCCGACUUUCGAGCCGCGUUUCAGUUCCUCCACCUCGGCAGGCCCGGGCGCCGAUCAGGCUACAACAGCCACGGCAACAAUAGUGACUUGUCCGACUAUGAAGCUGAAUCCGACGCCGCCGACCGACUGAGGGGCAAGCUCGCCAACGAGAGCUCGCUCUGGCACCGGGGCCGGGACUUUUGGUCCGUCCUGGGAUGGGCGCUCAACUGCAGCGCCCUGUAUCCGCAGCGCUGGCGGUACUGGAAGCCCUGGCUGGAGUUCAUGGUCGACGUGCUCGAGGCGGACUGGCGAGAGCGGGAGCGGCAGGACCUCGACGCGUACGAGGCUGAUGGCAGUGUCGGCGAGGUGCCCCUGACGCUACGACACGACUCCAUGAUCGCCAUGUACAUGGACGAGCCGCAGAGCGGGCGGCGCGGGUCGCCCAAGCUCUUUGUCAAGGCGCUCCUGGCGGAUGGCAGCGACCUGGCGUCCGCCGCGUUCCCCGAGGUGUUUGAGAAGGAGCCGCGGGGACGCAAGAAGGAGUCGAGAAAACGCAAGAGGGAGAGCAUCAAUAUUGAGAGUGGCAACUUUGGUGACUAUCUGGACGACGACGCCAUCUCCUCGGGGGGCUCCGAACCACCGACGCCACAGAAGACGCGGUCGUCGGGACGGGCGCCGUCGCGGGAGACCACCUUUGGGGAGCAGCACGCCGGGUUCGUCGAGUCCAUCGACAUCCGGCUGCGCCUGUUCAAGCUGCUCUCCCUAGCGCUCUGGCAGUUUCACAAGUUGGAUGAGAUGGACGAUCUCUACAUUAAGUUUGCGGCCGGGCUUCGAGUGCUUUCGCUGCCAGCCUUUGCGCUCGUUGUGACGCAGCGGCACAACGCACUCAUCCCCGAGACGCACCCCACCGUCCUCAAGGGGCUGUUCCACCACUUGUUGUCGCGAUACAAACAGCCGGGCUUGGUGGAUCCGGAGGGCGAGCAGGCAGCGGCUCUGUCAAGCAUCAUGCUCGCGAGGUGCUACGCCCUGCACGCAGCCAACAGCACGUCUGCCGAGGAUAAUGCGAAGCUAUCCAUUGCGAUCGAGAGCGCGCUGCAGCUGAUCUGGAUGAGCAACAAGGUCGGCAACGACAAGGAAAUGAGAGAAGUGGUGGGGGCUGUCGAGACUGGGAUCGCGGCACGCGAGAACAAGGUCAAGGUGAAGAGGAAAAGCGGCAAGAAUACGGCGGGCUCGGCAGAAGUGAUGGCUCACGAGAUGCUGAGUAACUCUUCAGAGCGGCUGCGGAUCUUGUUGGACGUGAUACAAGCUACGCAUGGGGCGGCGGCGUGA
Messenger RNA from Emericellopsis atlantica, 3354 nucleotides. Its product is annotated as major facilitator superfamily transporter. The record is from RefSeq and is a predicted model, not a curated record. The transcript is spliced from 4 exons. Gene Ontology annotation, molecular function: transmembrane transporter activity. Gene Ontology annotation, biological process: transmembrane transport. Bases 1 to 3354 code for a protein of 1117 amino acids. Lineage: Eukaryota; Fungi; Ascomycota; Sordariomycetes; Hypocreales; Bionectriaceae.